This is a messenger RNA of Dichomitus squalens LYAD-421 SS1, 513 nucleotides long. RefSeq lists its product as uncharacterized. Gene Ontology annotation, molecular function: protein binding. The annotation marks the transcript as partial. The record is from RefSeq and is a predicted model, not a curated record. Lineage: Eukaryota; Fungi; Basidiomycota; Agaricomycetes; Polyporales; Polyporaceae. The transcript has a single exon.
UUCUCUGUCCGCCCGUUUAGCCCUUCCGAGACUUGGUCGUUCCCGAAACCGCCUACAGACAACGAGAGCGGCCGCGUUGCCUCCGCGAUCCUCAGUGGCUCUCUUCGCAGCUCUACCCAGGGCUCCGCGUUCUUCACCGCUGAGGACGCGCAGACGCCGGAGGUGGAGGCAAAGAACCCCUUCGCGGAUCCCGAGAACCCCUUCGCCGACCUCUUCGAGGCGCGCCCGGGCUCUGCCACCACGCAAGACUCCACGCCAGCCCAUUUCGCGCCUAUCGAAAUGGUUCGCCGCCCCUUCGUUCCCACCGUGCAUGACGAGAUCGCUGUCGACGUCGGCGAUCAGGUCCGUGUUAUCCGCCGUUUCGACGAUGGCUGGGCGGUUGUGGAGAACGUCACGACGGGCGUUCGGGGCCUCAUCCCUAUCGACUGCCUACGGGCGGUCGAGGAGGAGCUGCCCGCAUUCCUGGCGAAGAAACGAAUCAGCAGCUACGUCGGGCCUCGGGCGUCCGUGCUU